Messenger RNA from Staurois parvus, 302 nucleotides. Lineage: Eukaryota; Metazoa; Chordata; Amphibia; Anura; Ranidae. The record is from the annotation of a GenBank genome assembly.
AUGUAUGUGAAAUGGUUUGAUACAGUAAUGUUUUACUAUGUGAUUUUAGUGAUUUUAGUGAAUGUCACUUUUUGUUAUUUUCAAAUUUCCCGCCUUUCCGUCCCCCGUACGUCCUGACAUCGCAGGGAACGGAACCCAGAUGACAGAUGCCGGCAUCCACCGGAUUACAUUGCCGGGGACACUGCAGGAGCGCAGGACAAGGUAAGUGAUCGAGGGAUCGCGGAGCAGCGCCGCAUGGUAUUCCCGAGUGUAGCUCGGGGUUAUCGCUUGUGCUACACUCGGGAAUACCGCCAGGGAGGUUA